AAGACGUUAAGGGAAUAAGUUCAGUACAAAAAAAAAAAAAUAAAUAAUAAAUAAAAAUCAAAAGUGAAAGUGAUGCGAUGGCGGAAUUUAAAAAAAUGGAACAAAUGUUUUGUUUCAUUUUAGUACUGCUACAAAUUCUAGUUGGUGGCGUCCAAGCAAAUGGAUACUAUACAAUAGUAGCACCCGGUACCAUACAAUCCGCUACUGAAUACCGUGUAGCGGUUGCAGCUUUCGAUACCUACGAAACGGCACGGAUAAAAAUCGGAAUAUCUGGUCCAUCGUACAAUGAAACCAAGACGAUUGAAAUUCCGGUCAUGGGAUCACAACUGGUUGACUUUGAGGUGCCCAAAUUGAGGGAAGGCAUCUAUGAGCUACAGACCGAGGGUCUUCAGGGCCUGAUCUUCAGACGAAAUGCCACUUUGAUUUUCGAACCCUACUCCAUCAAUGUUUACAUUCAAACGGAUAAGGCCUUGUAUAGACCAGGAGAUUUAGUACAAUAUCGUAUUAUAGCCUUGGAUGCUGGUGCAAAACCUGCCAGAUUUUUCGAACCGCUAACAUUGGUGAUAAAAGACAGUGAGGGAAAUCGAAUAAAGAAAAUCAAAAAUUUGGAAUUCUCCAAGGGUGUUCAUAAGGGAAAGCUGCAAUUAUCGGAGCACACAAUGCUAGGGAAAUGGUCUAUUGAAAUUUUAGAUGUCGAAGAGCCACGAGAUCAACCGCAAGUUCCAAUGUACCCCGGUUUUUCAAGACAUCCCAACCCCAAUAUCCUACCAAAGGCAAAGAGCACAAAGCACUUUGAAGUUGCCCGAUAUGUGUUGCCCAAAUUCAGUGUGGCCAUUGAAAGCGAUAAAAAGGUGGCCAUUUUAGAUCGUAGUUUCAAGAUUACGAUACGUUCAAAAUAUGUUCAUGGCCGACCGGUUAAUGGCCAUGUGAGUGUCACCGCCUACUUUGCCGGCUAUCAUGGAAAUAACGGUGGAUGGCCCAAGGCCGAAAAACAUAUGGAUUUAGUCAAUGGCAAGGCUGUGACGGAAUUCCAUUUCAUGCAGGAUAUUAUUUUGGAACAGUAUCAACCCGUAUUAAACCUAUUGGCCAUAGUUACCGAACAGCAUACGGGAUUGCAACAGAAUAGCACCACAACAAUUGAACUUGAUGUUGCCCGUUAUAGCAUCGAUGUUCCCCAACUGGAGACUAGCUAUGUGGCCAAUAAACCCUUUGAGAUUCGAGCUAUCAUUAAAAAGCUCAACGGCCAACCGAUCACCAAUGCCCGGUGUACUGCUAAACUGCUAUUAGACUAUCAACCCGACAACUAUCGUUAUAAUCAAUUUCAAACCCUAAUUUUCGAAGCAGAUGUAGAUCGAAAUGGUCUGGCCAUAUUUAAAUUAAAUUUCACCCGACCCACUUAUUAUACGGCUGCCAUAAUGUAUGAAGAAAAAACCCAAGCCAUUGGCGGUUUUGCUGUUGUGGAACCCAAUGCGUGGGAUGUAAAGGAGAAACCAAAGCAUUCAGCACCUGGUCAUGUGACCACGGUUAGAUCUGCCGUGGGGCCACUAAAAGUAUCCUCCCGCACAAAUAAUCUCAAACUUGGUGAAGAAAUCGUUCUCGACAUUGCAUCAGAUGACCCCCUGCCAUAUUUCUGUUAUACCAUAAUGUCCCGCGGUAAAAUAGUCCAACAUGAUGUGGUAACCGUUGGCGGCGGUAGGAAAUCGUACGAGCUGAAGAUUCAGCCAACAUUUGAAAUGGCGCCCGAAGUAAAAAUAUUUGCAUAUUUGAUCGAUGAUGGUGAAAUGAAAUCGAGCACAAUGACUCUCAAGGUGCCGGGAACAUUUAGGAAUCAGUUGUUAAUCGAUAGUCCCUUAGCAGCAAAUGCCAGCGAUGAGAUCACUUUGAACAUAAAAACCGACCCAGAUUCCUAUGUGGGUCUGCUGGCCGUUGAUCAGAGUGUUUUGCUAAUGAAAUCGGACAAUGAUCUAAAUGGGAAGGAAAUUUUCAAAGAUUUGGACAAAUUUCAAUCACAGUCUCCGAACAGCAAUGGCCGUCAUAAUAUGUAUCCGGGUAAAGAUUCGGGUUUUGUGACAAUAACAAAUGGUUGUUAUCAACAUACGGUUGUCAAUCACUAUGCAGAACGGCAACACUAUUACCCUGUUGGUAUGACUGCCAGUGCUCCAGCUAGUAUGUCGUAUUCUGCACACAGAGCAACAGGUGCUUCAUACGGAGCACCGAACCAAUUGUUCGUAAACACUUUGUGGAGACAUGGAUUUUCGAUGAUAUUGAAAGGUGAGUUGUUUAACACCGAUUCCAAUGGCUGGGCGAAUUUUACCAAAACCAUACCGGACACCAUGACCUCAUGGAUUAUCAGCGGAUUUUCUCUGAACGAAAAAACAGGAUUUGGUAUCACCGAGAAGCCCAUCAACAUAACCGUCUCCCAUCGCUUCUUUGUGACCACAAGCCUUCCCUAUGCCGUGAAACGCGGUGAAAUUCUCCAAAUACCUGCAGUGGUGUUUAACAAUAUGAACGUGGAUGUCGAGGCUGAAGUAAGUUUGGAAAAUUCCCAUGAUGAGUUCGAUUUCGUCAAUGCUCAGGGUGAGAUUAUGACGGAGCCAAGACUAAGUCAUCAGCUGGAGGUGAAAUCAAAUUCGGAGGCCAGUGUUUCAUUUAGGAUCUAUCCAAAGGUAGUGGGUGAAAUAACAUUGACAUUGAAAGCCAUCAGUCCGUUGGCGGGUGAUGCAAUACAACAAAAACUCAAGGUCGAACCUGAGGGUAUAACUCAAUAUAAGAAAGAGGUUCGGUUUUUGAAUUCAAAGCAAUCGGAGUCUUUGAGCCACACUUUUGAAGCCCAAAUACCCUCAAAUGCAGUGGGUGAUUCGGAAUAUUUGGAAUUAAUUGCGGUUGGUGAUAUUGUGGGUCCAGCCCUGGAAAAUUUUGAGAACACGGAAAAAAUGCCAUUUUUUGGUGGUGGAGCGGAAGACAAUAUUAUGGUAUUCACUCGGAAUCUUCUGAUUUUGCAAUAUCUGGAAAUCAUGCAGUUGGAAAGGCCCCAGCUCAAGGAGAGUAUUAAAAGUAACAUGGAAACUGCCUAUCAGCGGCAGCUAAGUUAUAAACUUGCCAAUGGUGGCUACUGCCGAUUUAGUCGUUAUUACUGUCGCGAUCAAACGGACAAUCGCGUGACAGCUCAGGUUGCUCGAUCCUUUAUCCAGGCUCAAAAGUACAUAACCAUCGAUCGGAAAAUCAUUGAUAAGGCCUUGGAAUAUUUGGCUGACAUGCAAACUGCCAAUGGGGGCAUUGCUCGAAGUGGAUACAAUUUCGAUGGAAGUGAAGGUAUGAUCGAAACUACAGCCCAUGUCCUGCUGGCCUUCCUCGAAGAUAAGGACUACAGGACACGGUAUAGACAACAAAUCAGCAAAGGUGUCCAGUAUUUGGCACACAACUCCCACGACAUACCCGAUAAUUCUAGCCUGGCUCUGACAUCGCUGGUAUUUCAUAAAGUCAAUCAUCCUUCAUUAACCCGAUCGUUGGAACAUUUAGAUUUUCUAUGGACAUAUUGGUCCACCUUAAACCUAAGACAUGAGAGGGACGAUUUGGAAACUAUGGCCUAUUACCUGCAAAUAUUAUUGGAAACAUCGGUAACUUCGGCUGAUGAUAAUCGAUUACUGGCCAUUGUCAAGUUUUUGAUAAAUCGUGACAAUAAUCAAGGAGGUUAUGCCGCCGGCGCUGUCACUACGCUGGAGUCCUUAGUUAAAUUUGCCCAGAAAUAUAAUACCGCCGCCAAGGAUAACAUCAAUAUUCAAUUCGAAGCCAGAAAUCAAGCCGAAACAUUGGUCAGCCAGAACUCAUUUCAGAUUAAUGGCGAAGACGAUAUUCAUUUGAAAUCAUUUGAGUUGCCGAAAGAAACUCGAAAAUUAUCUGUGUCCGCCCAAGGCGCGGGUAGUGGUCUCCUGCAGUUCACAUAUCGCUACAACGUUAUGAGUGCGGAGGAAAAUACUGGUUUUAACCUGACCUAUGAACUUCGUAGCGAUGACUCAAAGGACUAUUUACAGAUGACUAUUUGUGCCGAAUACACUCCCCUCGAUAUUGAAGGAGAAGAAGAAGAAGAUGGUAUCGCAUCAAAUAUGGCUGUUAUGGAUAUCCACUUACCAUCCGGCUAUAAAAUACAUGAAAACGUUUUGGAAAAACUCUUGGAUGUGGAACGAAUACAAAAUGUUAAUGGCCUCAACGAGAAUACCAUGAUUCGUGUCUAUUUCGAUUCCCUGGCGAGGGGACAACGUCAAUGUUUGACUACCACGGCUGAUAGAUAUCAUCAGGUUGAGAAACUGCAACCGGCUGUCAUUACCAUCUAUGAUUAUUACGAUAUCACAAAGAGAGCAAUGAUUUUUUACGAUAUUAAGAAUGCCCUCUCGGUGGAGUAGAGAUCCCAAUAAUCAAAACGAAAUUGUGAAAUAGAGACAGAGAGAGAGAGAGAGAGAGUAACCGAACAAAGUAAUGACCAACAGAUGGAGCGAUCAAUUGGCACGUGCCAUUUCUUUGUUUCAAAUAUAUGAUCUAUAUUUAUCUAAAUAUAUACAAUAAAAACAACAAUUCCAAGUUA
Musca domestica (house fly) is the source of this 4579-nucleotide messenger RNA. Its product is annotated as thioester-containing protein 1 allele R1. Gene Ontology annotation, molecular function: endopeptidase inhibitor activity. Bases 78 to 4400 code for a protein of 1440 amino acids. The record is from RefSeq and is a predicted model, not a curated record. Gene Ontology annotation, cellular component: extracellular region. The transcript has 8 exons. Lineage: Eukaryota; Metazoa; Arthropoda; Insecta; Diptera; Muscidae.